GUGACGGAUCUUGGCCGCUUCCCCGGCGCCGCUCCAGUGAGGUCCUCCGGUAGCGGAGGGAGGAGGAGGAGGUGGUGAAGGAGGAGGGGGGAAGGGAAGGGAAGGAGGGGAGCGGAGCGGAGCCGCAGCGAGCCGAGCCGGGCCGGGCCGGGGGGGCGGCAGCGGCGGCGGGCGGGGGGGGGGGGUCUCUCGCUCGGCGCGGAUCGCUGCGGGCUCCGCGCGGCCAUGGAGGCGGACGGGAGCCAGGCGACCUCGGGCGGCCCCGGCGAGGCGCAGCACGACCCCGGCAAGAUGUUCAUCGGCGGCCUCAGCUGGCAGACCUCCCCAGACAGCCUCCGCGACUAUUUCAGCAAAUUCGGGGAGAUCCGGGAGUGCAUGGUCAUGCGGGACCCCACCACCAAGCGCUCCAGAGGCUUCGGCUUCGUGACGUUCGCGGACCCGGGCAGCGUGGACAAGGUGCUGGCCCAGCCGCACCACGAGCUGGACUCCAAGACGAUUGACCCUAAAGUUGCAUUUCCCCGACGAGCACAGCCUAAGAUGGUCACAAGAACAAAGAAAAUAUUUGUAGGUGGAUUAUCGGCUAAUACAGUAGUGGAAGACGUAAAGCAAUACUUUGAACAGUUUGGCAAGGUAGAGGACGCCAUGCUUAUGUUUGACAAGACGACCAACAGGCAUAGAGGAUUUGGCUUCGUUACUUUUGAAAACGAAGACGUGGUGGAAAAAGUCUGCGAAAUCCACUUCCACGAAAUCAAUAACAAGAUGGUAGAAUGUAAGAAAGCACAACCUAAAGAAGUGAUGUUUCCACCAGGGACGAGAGGAAGGGCGCGCGGAUUGCCGUACACCAUGGACGCUUUUAUGCUGGGGAUGGGAAUGUUGGGUUACCCGAAUUUUGUCGCGACGUAUGGCCGAGGUUAUCCUGGAUUUGCCCCAAGUUACAGCUAUCAGUUUCCAGCCCUAUUACCAUAUUUAAAUGCAAGUUUUCCGGCAGCAGCCUACGGACCAGUAGCAGCGGCAGCCGUGGCGGCAGCAAGAGGAUCAGGUAGGGGGGCCCGUGGAAGAGCAAACCCUCAGAGUGCAGGGUCAGUCUUGAAUAGCUACAGUGCUCAACCGAAUUUUGGCGCACCCGCUUCCCCGGCAGGCUCCAACCCAGCCCGGCCCGGAGGCUUCCCUGGGGCCAACAGCCCUGGGCCCGUCGCAGACCUCUACGGCACAGCCAGCCAGGACUCCGGCGUCGGCAACUACAUAAGUGCUGCCAGCCCACAGCCGGGCUCCGGCUUCAGCCACGGGAUCGCCGGACCUUUGAUUGCAACGGCUUUUACAAAUGGAUACCAUUGAAACGUUACACAUGGUUGGUUGCCAUCUCACUUGGAGAGUCUCUCUGGAUGUCCGGGCAAAACAGGGCGAAGUUUCUGAGCGGUCCCACGGUGAGGUGACAUCAUCAGACUUCAGCACUACAUCUUCACCAACAGCAAACGACCUGGAGGUGGCACUCGACGGACUCGGGCUGUUUAAAAAAUCUCUCUCAUCAUCUCAUGAAUCUGCUGUACUAUAAAAACAACAGCUUUUAAAAGUAUGUAUAUAAAAUCCAUUUCUUGUUCGUUUUAUUUUCUCAAUGGGUUUUCCCCCCCCUUUUUAAACCUACUCGACCCACAUUUUUUGGUAGUGUUUUGACAUAGUCUCGUAGCCACGUAGACAUAAUUCUUUGUGUAUCUCGUAGGAGCCUAACCAUAGCCUAGCUGUUUAUAUUAAGGUUUUCUUUCGUUUCCCUCCCCCCCGUGCCCCCCCGGUCUCUGUAGUCGCUGUCAUUGCAGGACGUGGGGCCGCGGCUCUGCAGCCCGGGGCACACGGGUCACCCCCCCUCCUUUUGUUCGUGCCGUCUUCGUUCACCCGAUUCUAUCUAUUUUCGGCAAUAAGGCAAGGACGACGGACUUUUGGGCGUCCUUUUUCUAUAAGUGCUUUUUUUUUUUGUUGAAAGAGGUGAUAUAAGGUUUUUUGAAAUCGUGAAUUCUGAAAAAAAAAAACAAAAACAAAAAAACAAACAAAAAAAAAACCAAACACUGUAAAUACAAUUCCAUUAAGUACAUAUAAACUAUUAAGAAAGAGAAAUACAAACUAUUUUUGUGAUGCAGUCAGUCUAAGGCAGUUUCUCUAUUAAAGCAGAAGACACAAGCGCAGGUCUGACCCUGAGCCCCGCCGCCGGGUCGCCCCACCGCGCCGCACGGCUCUGCUCCCCACGGCCGCGGUGCACCCCGCGCUCAGGCUGUUGGCCACACGUGCACAGCUUCCCCCGCGACAGUCUGACAGCCUCGCUGUCUUUUUAAUUUAAAAACUGCUUUUUCCCGAGACUGAAAAAGAAGCUCCGGUUUUCCUAUUUAUCGCAUUUAAGGUUCGAAGCACACAGCUGCUCCGCGUUGCUGCUCCCCGUGCAGGCGGAGCGGCGCAGAGCUCGCAUGGGUACCUUUGUUAUCCAUCACCUUCGUGUUAUUAACCAAUUAGGAAAGCGACUUUGGUUUGUCUGGUUUUUUUUUGGGAAUACCUCAGUGCUACAAGUUUCACCCUAGAAGCAACGGAAGAUUUUAAUUUAUUGUAGUUGUAAACAGAAGUUAAAAAAAAAAAGAAAAAAAAUAAAGUAUAAAACAUCAUUGCACUGUGACUGGUAGGGGAAAAACUGACAGUUUCCUAUUUGCACAUGUUUAAUAUUUGGCUGUUAUAUAUAUGGUCCUCUGUUGGGGGAGGAAACUUAUGAAGGAUAUUUUUUAAUUUAAUUUUUUUAAUAUUGGUAAAUAGGCCUGCAACAGCAACUAGAAGUACAACGCGGUAGGUGGCAUUAAGAACAUACUGUAGUGUGGAUAUAUUUCUUCUUUUUUUAACGUAAUAUUGACGAGUUUUAUUAAUAUUUUUUUAAAUUGUUACGUUUAUAAAUUUGGUACUUUAGGUACAGCCAGUACAAGACACUGAAUGCGACAUUUGUUAAAAAGAGCUGCUGCACUCCUAUUUUUGUAAAUUUUACUAACCAGUAGAAUAACGUAGCCGUUCAGUAGACAAGGUAGAGAAGGCAUCUGCAACGGAAGCGAGGCACCGCUCUGCUAACCGGGAGGAGAAAAAAACCUUGGGGUUUUUCUUAUUUUUGAGAACAGAAUCAUGCUUUUCUGUGUAAUGUUUUGGUUGGUUUUCUUUCUUAUUUCCGAACAACCAGGUUUAAGCAAAAUGCUGGACGCUUUUUAAAUAUCGAGACUUGAUCAAGUGAUGCAGUAAAUGAAACCAUUCUUUAAAAAACAAAAAUGGAAAAAAAAAAGCAACAAACCAAAUUCCCUGAGGUUCAGUGUACAAUCAGGGGAUUUUUUAUGGCUAUUUUGUCAAUGUUGAUGAUGUACUGUACUACCGGUUGGUUUUCCUCUCCAUUCCCUGUCACCUCAUAGAAUAUUCUUUGUUGAUCAUUGUUGUAUGUUAAUAGUGUAUAAAAUGGCUAUCUUGUAAGAGUGCUGUCCUGAUGCUAGUGUAGUGAAUCUUCCCCUUCUCUCUUCCUCUUCUAGUACAUAUUGGUAGGUGUAUCGUAAUUAAGGUUAAAAAUUUAGAUGUAGUUAUUCAGAUUUAGGACCAGUAAGGAUAGAACUUUCUCUUAUUUAAGAAAAAAAAAAUUGCUAAUAAUUUUGGGAAGGUUUUCCUCGUUUGUUUUCUUUUUUCCUUCCUUUCCUCUUCUAUUAUUUUUCUUUGCGUUGUUGUUGUUCUUUUCCUUUGCUGAUCUGAUGCGGUUUCAACUAACCAAAGGUCUCACGAUGUUAAAAAUGCUGGCGAACUCUUACGGCAUUUUGUAGAUCCCCACCCUUUGGAAGGGGAUGUGCCAUACUACCUUAAAUGCUAACGCUAGAUAUGCAAAACUGGAUUUUUUUAAUUUAUUUUUUAAAAGAGGGAGGCACGGUAUAUUAAAACGAUUUUACUAAGAGAAAAAAAAAACAUAUUUUUUUAAGAAUGCUCAGAAGAAAUUGCUAAUCUGUGUGAAUAUGUUUUAGAUGUUUAUAUACCUUUUGAGAAGUCCCAGUGGCCCAUAGCACAAAUGUCGUGGAACCCGGUACGUCUCGAUGUGGCUACCUAUGCUGAGGGUCCGUUAGUCCCCGCUCAUCUUGGAGUCCAUUCCCAAGGGGUUUUGUUCCUCCGUUCCCCCACUCAGGGGUUCUGUGUACCUCCGUGGCGCGGCAGCUCAGCAUGCUUUGCUUUUAGCCCAGCACAGAGCUGCCUGUUCAGCUCCCACCGAGCAGCCGUGGGCCGGGGCUGAGCCUGCCAGGAGCUGCAGAACCCCAGGAGUUCAGUUCCCCUCCCCCACUAAAACACAAGAAGUCGUUUGUGAUGGGCUCGAUUAAAACGAAGCCUGAUCUGUCCCUUUUUUCGUUUCUUACGCUCAUCGGUGCUCAUUCUAAGUUGAAUUUGUAGCUUGGACUUUAAGGUAGCAUGGCUCUCUUGCUGUAUUUUCUUUUUCCAUUGUACAGCAGCAUUCAUUCAGCUGGUGAAUGUCACACAUCUCGCUAGAGUAGUCAACCAUUGGGUAGCUGUCAGUAUAUGACCUGAAAGGUGUUCGCGUUUCUUUUUCCCCCUCCGACGCUGUUUCCAUCGUGGGUGUGAAUGAGGGCUCGUGCUGCACCACCGCCGCGUUCCGCUCUGCCACUCAGCGCAGCCUAACCCCAAAUAAAGCAAUAUCGCUUCCUCCAUUGCUCUGAAGGCCAGCCAUGGUUAUGUAUGAUAUUGCAUACGAAACUGUUUACAAAGAAAACACAACACUAACUCGUAGCUGUCUUCUACGCUAUGAAAAUGUCUCUCGGGUGGAAUUUUUUGAGUUCUGUUUGUUGUUUUUUUUUUUUUAGUGUUUGUUUUGGUUUGUUUUUUAAGCGAAAUAGUGAACAGAAAACUGAGGGUCGUUCAGUGUAAGACGGGAUGCAUCGAAGACACACCGCAGGCCCGGGGUCUGCGCAUACACUGUAGAGUUUCAUACGUACAGAAUCGAAGUCGAACCCAUUUCUGUGUGUGAACACUACGUGAGGAGAUUCUGUAAGCUAAGCAAUACUUUAAUACUGUAAUAAAAUUACCAAAAAAAAUAAUAAAAAAAAAUAAGUAGUAUGAGAGAGUAAAUGCACGGCGCUGCUCCCGCCGGGCCCCGCGGGUGGUGGCAGCGCUGCCCUGGGCUCUGCGGGACACCCCGUGUGCUGUAGGACCGAACGCCGGGUCUGUGUGUGUCGCUGCGUGGUGGGGAGCAAACUCACGUCCUUCUCUGUCGUGCGAAGUCCGAACUCCAUCAGUGCUAGAGUGCGAGUCGAAGCAUUUCAGGUGGUCAUAAAUGUACCUAAAUAUACUAUGGCACAGUGGCGAGCCUAGCCCUUCCUUUUAUACUUUAGUAUGAACUGAUGAGAACUUUGGUAGUGACUUUUUUUUUUAUAUAUAUACAUAUAUAUAUGUAUCUAUAUAUAUCAAGCAUCUUUCAGGUCUCUGUGUAUGGCUUUCUGAAGCCCUGUUGUAAAAUACUAUGUGGAUGGGGGUCUCUCACAUCACAGAUGUGGAAAGUAUAAUUUUAUAUUUGUAUUUUCAAAUAAAUAAGUUUGUGAAAGGUUUCCAUCCUCUACUGUGGUCCAGAAAUCAAUGUGUUUGUCUGACAAAAAAAUACAAUAAACUGUUUUGAACAGA
Gallus gallus (chicken) is the source of this 5670-nucleotide messenger RNA. It is a transcript of the gene MSI2, whose product is annotated as musashi RNA binding protein 2. The coding region runs from base 226 to 1335 and encodes 369 amino acids. Gene Ontology annotation, molecular function: RNA binding. NCBI's taxonomy places the organism in Eukaryota, Metazoa, Chordata, Aves, Galliformes, Phasianidae. Gene Ontology annotation, cellular component: cytoplasm. The record is from RefSeq and is a predicted model, not a curated record. The transcript is spliced from 15 exons.